Molecule: messenger RNA, 1327 nt
Organism: Drosophila innubila
Lineage: Eukaryota; Metazoa; Arthropoda; Insecta; Diptera; Drosophilidae
Product: lipase member H
Exons: 5
Coding region: 1-1314 (437 amino acids)
Molecular function (GO): lipase activity
Source: RefSeq, a predicted model, not a curated record
AUGGAUGGUAAUCCUUUGAGCAAACAUAAUUUUCUCAAAACCAUGAACUGGUACGUGAAUUGCCGGCACAGCAGCCAACAUCAGAGGCGGAGACAACUUAAUUACCAUGCAUCGGUCUUUGUUUAUGGCUGUCUCUUGCUGCUCGGCAGCAUCUGUGGCUCUGGCGCCCAUUUUCACAAGUGGAAUAUUUUGCAAAAGAGCUUUCGGUUUAUGCAGGAGACAAUGCUAAGGAGCAGCUUAGAACGCGCUAAUCUAAACUACGGUAUUGUGUUUGAAUGCCGAACCAUCUCCGAUAAGGAUCUUGGUGAUGAAGUACAUUUUCAUUUGCAACUCGGGGACUUGAGUGGAUUCCGUCGCCUGGAUGCAAAAAAGAAGCUUGCGUUAUUUCUACACGGCUGGAAUGAUCAGGGUAGCAAAUAUUGGGUGCAGGAAUUGUUAUUGACUUGGACGCUUUUCGAUGAUGGUUACAAUGUGUGUGUGGUAGAUUGGGGAAAUCUGUCACAGAACGACUAUAAAAGCGCCUCGAUGUCUAUAUUUGACGUUGGCCUGACUGUGGCUGGUAUAAUUAUAGCCUUAGAGGAAAUGCGACCACGUCAUUUCAAUCGUCGCAACGUCACUCUGGCCGGCUACAGCUUGGGUGCACAUGCAGCUGGAUAUGCGGGAGCCGUUCUAGAUGGCAAGGUUGAACAAAUUAUUGGACUUGACCCGGCCGGACCACUUUUUACACUGCCAGCGGCAGUUGCCCCGAAGUAUCGACUGGACCAAUCGGACGCACAGUUCGUACAGGUGUUGCACACCUCAGGCGGCACCUUAGGCACCGAUUUAAAAUGUGGACACGCUGAUUUCUACCCAAACGGUGGACGAGCCCCACAACGCAACUGUUUGAAGUUUAUUAAUCUGCGCGAAAUGCAGAACACAAAUCCUAUUGCCUGCAGUCACUCAGCGGCUGCCAUUUUUUUCAGACAGUCAAUGGAUCCUCAGUAUCCGUUUGUCGGAUAUCAAUGCUCCAGCUAUCGUGAGUUCGCAGCUGGCCGUUGCGACAACAAUCGUCGCGCUCAAUUUGGGAUUCAUUCGCAUCGAAAAUCAAGGGGAAGCUUCUACUUUGACACCACCUUUAGUCAUCCUUAUGUAGAGCGUCAGCGCUGGAAUUGUCAGCGAAGGUGGAACUGGAAGAAAGAUCGGAAGUAUUCUGUCAAGGAGCAAAGUUCUCUAGAAAUGCAGGCUAUCACUUCAACAAACAUAGCAGGAGACCUUCAACGUCGCUUAUGGAUGCGUAUGCUUGGUCGAGAACGCAAUCGUUGUCGCUUCAAAUAGAAGAAGUUGAACA